CGCUGCAGCUGUGUUCUGCAGGCUGCAGGGACGCGCUGAGACGAAUCCCCGGACGAGGCAAGGGGCCCCCGCCUGCCCUGCUGAGACUUACGCUCUGACCCGUCUCACACGCUUAACUUUUCCGGCUUCAGGUUUAGGACGCGUGCGCGCACGCUCCGCUGCUGUGGGCGGGCAUUGGGGCGGGGCGAGACCGGGGGCCCACUGUCAGGGGAGGGGCGCGCGCGAGCCCAGGGCCUACGGACGCGCGGGCGGCGCGGGCGGCGCUGGGGCUGGAGGGGCGGGACGCGCGCGCUCUCUCGCUGGCAGGGCGGCGGGCCCGGCCUGGGGCCGCCUGGGAUGGCGCCUACUCCGCCUUCGCCCCAGCUGCUUCUCUUGGCAGCCCUUGCGAGGCUCCUGGGUCCCAGCGAGGUGAUGGCUGGGCAGGCGGAGGAGGCGGGAGCCCAUUGUCCCGAGGGCUUGUGGCCUCUGCCCCCGCAGGUGUCACCAAGAGUGACCUACACACAAGUGAGCCCAGGACAGCCACUGGUGCUGACUGCAUGGGAGCUGGCGCUGGAGAUGGCCUGGGUAGAGCCAACCUGGGCCGCCCACUGGCUGAUGAGGAGGCAGAGGAGGAAGGAGAGGAAGAAGAAGGCAUGGAUCUAUUGUGAAAGCCUUUCAGGGCCUGUGCCCACUGAGCCAACCCCGGGUAGAGGGAGGCUGUGCCGGAGAGGGUGUGUGCAGGCCCUGGCUCUGGCCUUCGCUCUGCGGAGCUGGCGGCCCCCUGGCACAGAGGUGACGUCUCAAGGGCCCAGGCAGCCCUCUCUCAGUGGUGCCAAGAGGCGGAGGCUGCGGGCUGCCCUUGGUCCCCAGCCCACUCGCUCAGCCCUGAGGUUUCCCUCUGCUUCCUCAGGGAGCUUGAAGGCCAAGCAGCCCAUGGUGGGAAUCCCUGGUAGGGAGAGUAAUGCCCCAUCUGUGCCCACUGUCUCCCUCCUGCCCGGGGCACCUGGAGGCAGUGCCAGCUCCAGGACAGAGGCUCAGGUGCUCAACGGGCAAGGCAGCCCUGGGGGCUGUGUCUGUUCAAGUCAGGCUUCCCCGGCCCCUCGCGCAGCAGCGCCUCCACGGGCAGCCCGCGGUCCCACCCCACGCACUGAAGAGGCCGCCUGGGCUGCCAUGGCCCUGACCUUCCUACUGGUGCUGCUCACCCUGGCCACGCUCUGCACACGGCUGCACAGAAACUUCCGACGCGGGGAGAGCAUCUACUGGGGGCCCACAGCGGACAGCCAGGACACAGUGGCUGGUGAGGAGUUCCCACCCGAGGCCCCCGUCCCACCUUGCGUGGCCCCGGCCCACCGCCCCCCAAGGCUUCCCUGCCUUCCCGCCCUUGACUGCUCGGCGCCCGGCCCACAGCUGUGCUGAAGCGGAGGCUGCUGCAGCCCUCGCGCCGGGUCAAGCGCUCCCGCCGGAGACCCCUCCUUCCGCCCACGCCGGACAGCGGCCCGGAAGGCGAGAGCUCGGAGUGAUGGCCUAGUACCUGCCACUGUGGCAUGUGGCUGUUCCCCGCACCUCUGCCACGUGGACCUCUGCCACGUGGACCGCGCGCUGGGCGCCCCCUGGUGGCGGCGGCACGGCCCUGACGGAGCACCGCGGGGAUUUCCUCGUUGGUUGCUGGGUGGGCGGCCAAGGGGAGAAAAGGAGCCGCUUCUGCCUCCCUUGCCAAAACUCCGUUUCUAAUUAAAUUAUUUUUAGUAGA
Messenger RNA from Rhinopithecus roxellana (golden snub-nosed monkey), 1729 nucleotides. It is a transcript of the gene TP53I13, whose product is annotated as tumor protein p53 inducible protein 13. Gene Ontology annotation, cellular component: cytoplasm. The transcript has 5 exons. The record is from RefSeq and is a predicted model, not a curated record. The coding region runs from base 337 to 1395 and encodes 352 amino acids. NCBI's taxonomy places the organism in Eukaryota, Metazoa, Chordata, Mammalia, Primates, Cercopithecidae.